Episyrphus balteatus (marmalade hoverfly) is the source of this 2835-nucleotide messenger RNA. It is a transcript of the gene alrm, whose product is annotated as carboxypeptidase N subunit 2. The transcript has a single exon. The record is from RefSeq and is a predicted model, not a curated record. Lineage: Eukaryota; Metazoa; Arthropoda; Insecta; Diptera; Syrphidae. Bases 1238 to 2620 code for a protein of 460 amino acids. Gene Ontology annotation, molecular function: protein binding. Gene Ontology annotation, cellular component: extracellular matrix.
GGUGUUAAAAAUUUAUGGACAACUAAAAAACUGCAAGAUCUGAGUCAUUGAUUAGGAACCCAUUUAUUUCCCAUUCGUUGCAUUAAUUGCAUUUAUAAAAACCAACAGUUAUGUUCUAGUACGUAAUUUCACCUACCUCAUAAUUUACAAAUGUUCAUUCUGUCUGCAAGUUGCCCUUUCAUUUCAACCCUCCCAAAUAAACAGUUUAUUUAUAUCUCUAUUAAAAUUUAUUUUUAUACCAAUUUCAACACUAACACCAGUUAAAUCAUUACCAUCAACACCGUUGAAAUUGAUGCCAAUAACAAACCAUUUCCUCAAUGCUAAUUCUCCAUUUCAAUAUUCAUUCAGCACAUUGUAUUAUUAAUCCCCUCUGGGGUAUUAACAUUUCAUUAUGCACAACAUCAACUAUAAUAAUAGCAAGUCUAGUAACAAAACAAAACGACAAGCGACUCGUUCCCCACUAAAUCAUCAUCAACCAAGCCAUGUGCGACUUUUUUUUUCAUUUGUUAUCCAUGCAACUUGACUUAAUCUGAUGCAGAAACUAAGAACAUUCAUAUAAACAUAGACUUGAUAGAGCUUAGUUAAAAUUGGCACGCAAUUAGCGUGUCGCCAAUCAACAUUAUUGCAUGAUGUGUAAAUCAUUGAUGAAAGCAAUCACGCAUCAUAUAAAUCCAAACAGAUAAAAUGUGAUUCAACGCAGUGGCGGCGCCAAUCCCACUACUGACAUCAAUUUUAUUAUUGCCAACUAUAAUAUGUUUCAAUUAUACAAAUUUAGUUUCAAUAUUGAGGCAUCAUCUGCCUUCACUUUAUAUGCGGAUUGUUCUUUUUUCCCACUAAAAAAAAAAUAGAAUUGAAUUGAUGACCAAUUAAGAUCUAUGGUAAUCGAAACCAGUAAAUCACUAUCAGAGCCCACUCUGAUGCAAACAGUGGAUUAGCCAGCCACAAGUGAUGCCAUGAUGAUGCUGAAUUGCUGAACAACGCCAAAUAAAAUUAAUUUCAAUCAAAUGCGACGAAUUUAUGCAGAAAAAAAACGCGUAAAGGGAUGUUGCUGUCUCACUUGGAUUUGACUCUCCCCCAGCAUUCAUCCGGACUGAUCCGGACCAUUCAACGCUCCCCCUUUCAUAUUGUAAUUGUUAAUUUCCCUCCGUCUUGUGUCAGAAAUCUGUGCAAAUCCAUCUGACAACAUCCCAUCAUAAUUCAGUUCAAUUCCAUUUUCAAUGGCAUUCGCGUCGAAACAAUGAAAUCGUCCGCAUUUGUUAUUCUCAUUUUCGCAAUAUGUUCGUCAGUCAACAGCGGUCAACUGAAACGAGUCUGGAUGCAGGAUCACUGUACCAGUGGUUUGUGCCAAGGAGUCACAAUCUCCCGCGAUGACUAUGUCAUCCUGUCAAACACACCCAUCACCAAGCAGAUAAUUUUGACAUUUGUCAAUUCGACAAUUGCCAAAAUACCCCACCUCAUGUUUGACACAUUUCCUGACCUUCAAAUUCUUCGAAUGGACAACUGUUCGGUGGAGACAUUCGAGAAACCACAAUUCGAAGGUGCCAGCAAUUUGAUGGGACUAUUUCUGGCCAACAAUCAAAUACGAGACAUCCCCAAGAAUAUAUUCCUCGGUGCAGACAAUCUGAAUACCCUGUCACUAGCUGGCAAUCAACUGCGACAUUUGCAAAAUCAAAGUUUCAACGCCCUAAAGGAGCUCAAGUCAUUGGAUUUGUCACACAAUAAACUUGAAAAUCUUCCUCCUGGUGUAUUCUCACCCAUGCGAAAGCUGAUGGAACUUAAUUUGUCAAACAACCAACUGACAGCCAUGCCGGAACGAAUAUUCGAAAAGACACCCAAUCUGACCAAAGUCCAUUUGUCAUAUAACAAAUUCUUAAAAUUCGAAUCGGAAUACUUCAAAAACCAUCCGAAACUUUCACUACUUGACAUCUCUGGUAAUCCCCUAGUUGAUACGACUAUCAACUUUGACGUUUUAGACACUUUGCUAGCAAACGAUUGUGAAUUGCAUAAACUAACAAUUUACGGCUAUGUUAAGGAGGUAGAAUUGCGAAAUAAUUCACUGCAGGACAUACCGAAUUUCCCGAAUGCAGCGAAUGUCACCGUUUUGGAUUUGUCAAUCAAUCCGAUUGCAAGUCUCGAGGCAACAUCUCUGCGACGCUACAUUGGAUUAGCUAAACUGAAUUUUAGCCGAACGAAAAUCCAUGAUUUUCCCGAGGGUGUUUUCAAGAAACAAACCAAACUCAAAGUAUUGGAUAUUUCGAAUAAUUCACUGUAUAAUUUGAAAGUUAGCGUAUUUGACAACUUGAAGGCAUUGCAGUAUUUCUAUUUUCAUCAGAAUAAUUGGAAUUGUGAUUUUUUGCAAUUGUUGAUGAAUUCGUAUGUGAAGCGACGGGAAAUUGUAUUUGCUGAAGAUGACUUGGAACCGGAUAAGGUUGAUGAUUAUGUGGAUGGGGUGGCGUGUUGGUAUGAGAGUAGUCGAACGUCGAAGAAGUGUUCGGAAGAUGGGGAAUCGGUGUUGGAAUUGGCUAUAAUACGAAAUGAUAUAAAAGCUUUUGUUGAGACUGUGGAUAAGAAGUUUGUGAAGAUAUUUCGUUUGUUAGAUGAGAUUAAGAGUAAAGUGUAAAAAUGAAAAAGUGAUACUUUUAAUAAAAAAAAAAAAAUAAUUAUAAAAUGAAAUGGAAUUUUUUUUUAUUAUGAGUUACGAGUUAAAUGCUUCAAGAAAGGUUUUAAAUUUCUGUGGAUUUGCUAUUUUGUGUAAACUUUGAAUUACACGAGGGUUUGAAGAAAAAAAAAAUUCAAAAAGAGAUAUAAAAUUAGAGUUUUGAGUGUGUUUGCUGU